AUGCCGAAUCUGAAUUCGAUCAAUUUCAGUCUCUCCUCCGUCUUUUACCUUAUCCCGCUAUACUUUCUCAUCAUCGCCCCGCUUCUCCGACAGUUCUUCCCUUCUGAUCCGGGCUUAUCCGUGCCUAGGGAUAUUCGCGAUGCGGCGUACUUUGAUAAUGUGGGAAAGGGAGGGGAGCUGGAGGAGGAGGAGGAGGAGGAUACCUCGUUGCAAUUGAACCCGGAUCUGCUGAGUCUUGAGGAUGGGGAGACCAUUGUAUGCGAGCUAGGGAGCGAUAUGUACCGCGCGCACAUCUUCUCGUAUAACCCGCUCGUUGUAUACAUCGAGGGAUUCCUUUCAGGGCAAGAGGCGGAUCACUUAAUCAAUGUCAGCGUCCCCAACUACACCCCCUCCCCCGUAUACUCCUCCUCCCAAGCCAACGCCUCCGACCCAACAAAGCGCCUUUCCGACCGCGCCCUUCUCCCGCGCGACAGCGUCGUCCGCUGCAUCGAGUCCCGUGCACGCGCAUUCCAGGGCUGGAAACCAUAUCUGUACAUCGAGCGCAUGUGGGCGCAGCGGUACAAUGUGUCAGGCCACUACACGCACCACUAUGACUGGGCGGGGACGGCAAAGGGCCGCGGCGGUGACAGGCUUAGUACGUUCAUGGUGUAUCUCAAGGCGGAGUGCAAGGGGGGUGGAACGAAUUUCCCGCGGUUGAGGAGGCCGAGGGAUAAGCGGUGGUGCGAAUUUGUGGAUUGUGAGCAACAAGAGGGGAGGGAAGGUGUGACGUUCAAGCCGAUUAAGGGUAAUGCGGUGUUCUGGGAGAAUCUGAGGGCAGAUGGGAGUGGGUAUCCGGAGACGUGGCAUGCGGCGUUUCCGGUGGAGCAGGGGGAGAAAGUUGGGCUGAACAUUUGGAGUUGGUAUCAGCCGCCGACAGGGAGGUGGUGA
Messenger RNA from Aspergillus calidoustus, 927 nucleotides. The record is from the annotation of a GenBank genome assembly. NCBI's taxonomy places the organism in Eukaryota, Fungi, Ascomycota, Eurotiomycetes, Eurotiales, Aspergillaceae.